Molecule: messenger RNA, 1650 nt
Organism: Oryza sativa Japonica Group (Japanese rice)
Lineage: Eukaryota; Viridiplantae; Streptophyta; Magnoliopsida; Poales; Poaceae
Source: RefSeq, a predicted model, not a curated record
UGCAAGGCCCCCCACCCCCACCCCCACCCGCCGGCUUCCAGAAGCGAGAGGAAUCCAUUCAAUUCAAACGCAGUCGUCUUCCUCCUCGCCUCCGCCAUCCAAUCCAACAGAAAAUCUACCCAUCUCCUCCCCUCCUCCUCCAGGCUCCAAUGGCGGAGGAACCUUCGCCCUUCGAUGAGGUCCCCGCCUACCUCCUGCACGAGAUCACCCGCACAUCCCCUGCAAGGUCGACCGCCUCCGCGCGCUGGUCGUGAACCGCUCGUGGCGCACGUCGCUCCAGGCGCUCCCGCCACCGCCCCUGCCUCCGCAGCUCCCGUGGCUACUCCGCCCAUCCGCCGGUGGCCCUACCUUCUCCUGCCUUCUCAGCGGCGCCGACGAGCUCAGCGUCCACCGCGUCCGCGUCCCCGCCGACCUGCGCCACGCGCGCUACUUCGGAUCGUACGACGGCGGCUGGCUCUUCCUCGCUUCUCGACAAACUUCCGGCCACAUGCUCUUCAACAUCCGCACCGAGCAAUGCCUCUUCCUUCCCGACACUGUCCCCCGGCCGUGGAGUUCAGAUGACUUCCCCAUGAUCAUGCUCGCCGCCACCGUCUCCUCCCCUCCGAGCCGCGGCACCGACGACCCAUGCAUCGGCGCUGCCAUCGUCCACUGCACGCCUUUCAUCACCGAUUCGCGGCAGAUCACGUUCUGGCGAAUGGGGUCUCACAUGGCCAUCCCGUCCAUCCCUCCGGACCAUCAGUUCGACGUGGUGUCCAACCAGUUCGUCGUGGAGGAGAUGGAGGACGUCAUCUACCACAAGGGAGCCUUCCAUUUCGUCACCAAGCUGAAGAACGUCUUCGUGUGCAGGCUGGCGUUGCAUCAAGCAGACCUGGUAGUAGAUCAUCGGGAGUGGUUGAUGUUCGCGCCACAGGACGACCUCGGCUACCCUCGCCCGGUUGCCACCGCUCGCUACCUCGUGGAGUCUCGCGAGCAGCUGCUCAUGGUCCUCAAGUGCACGUGCAACCUUCCUGGAUGGCCGCCAUUGGUGUUCUCGGUGUUCGAGAUGACGCAUGUUCAGGCUCCAGCCGGGGCGCCUCAGUACGUCUGGACGCCGGUGCCCACGCUGGUUGGCCGGAUGCUGUUCGUUGGACAUGGCUGCUCCAGAUCCUACGAAUUGGCUAACUUCCCAGGCUUUCAGGAGGGCAUCUACUUCUUGGAUGACCUGCAGUUCUAUUCAGUAUCCAGGAUUGUUCAGUACCAGGAGUACCUCUGCUUCGACAAUGGCAAGUACACGUUGGGGCCGCCUCACGUUGCCAGCCGCUGCUUCUGGCCGGAUCAAGUCAACUCGAACUACUCUUCACCGGUUUGGCUUCUCCCUGGAGGUGAAGAUGAUGCCAAUAAUGCUCAAGCUCAAGUUGAUGUUCACAUGAUGUAGAGCUGCUGGAGUGUAUGUUAGUUGCCGAAUUGGGGCUAACCUGUGCUGCAUUUACAUUCUGUUAGUGUUACCUCUUGCUGCUUUGAGAUUUGAGGAUGAGAUAGUUCUUUCUGCUUUGUGAAUUGGGGAUAGGAUUGUUGCUGAUUAGUCUGGUACAGUUACAAUGACACGGUGGAUAUUAGCUGAAAUCACUUGCAAACUCAUUACUGAAUCAAUGUGCUACUUUGAUCUCUGCA